AUGGCGCUCGUUGGUGUCUCGACAAUCGAGUUCGCCAAAUCCGAUACAUUGAAAGCGAGCACCGACAAUGCCAAACGCAAGCACGUUUGUAGUGUAUGCUCCAGGGCGUUCAAGCGAAGCGAGCAUUGUGUACGACAUCAGAGAAGACGUAAGACUGGCUCCUUCUUCUUCACGCUCCUCAUCCAGCGUGGUCCAUUCCUUGAGGAUGGAAAGGAAGAUUCUGGUUCAAAAGAUGAGACUGUGUCAACUAAAACAUCCUCAAAUAAGGCUGGUUCCUUGCGGGUGAAGCCUCAAUCACCAUUGCAAGCAUCCACCGCAACAGUCAAGAGGAAAAAGCCAGCACCUGUGAAGCCUGGCAAAAGACCUCGCCUUUCGUCUCUCGAUAUUUCUACCGCACACCAGGUUGAUGGCCAGGCCGCGGAACCACCACUACCAACCCCAGACACCACCGAUCAUCAACACAGCCCACAAGUUCCAUUGGGUAUACUAGAGAAUGAAGUCGGCAAGAACACAUCUCUUGCCAACAGUCCACCAGCUCUGACCCCCUUUAAUGCGGACAUGGGCCUGCUGGAGUUCUUCGACCCGUUUUUUGGUUUACCUGCUGAGCAGAUAGUAGAUAUGAGCCUUCCCGGACUCAAGGGACUCACGGAGGGCUUUUCGCCCCUCGAGCAAUUUAGUUCGUCGAGCGCGGACUCGCAAUUAGGUCACAGAGACUCGGAGAAUUAUGUCCCAAGUCAGGUAUCGGCGACCGAGCCAGCUUCCAUGAGUAUAGCAUUACAGCAGGGAGAAGAUCGACCAGCACAGGCAAGUAACGAUCUGAAGGACUUCUUUCGAACAGACCCUGCCGACUUCUUUCUGAACUCAUGCACCAACACCCCUGUACCGAAAGUUCGUCGCGUGGCGACCGCAAAGCCGCCCACAUUGGCGUUCACGGAUAGCAUGAGGACAAAACUGCUGCAAGAUCUGUCGAAACGACUGCCACCUGAGAAGUUGAGCGAUUUCAAACUACCUCCUGCGGUUGCACUCCAAAAAUGUUUCCGCACAUUUGUCGAUGCUUUCCACGUUCACAUGCCGAUCUUUCAUCUGCCAACUCUCAACCUUGAACAAUCGCCUUCGCCUCUGGUACUUGCAAUAUGUUCAAUUGGUGCUUUGUACAGACUAGAGAGAAAAGUGGCAGCGGCACUAUACCAUAAAGCAGACCAAGCGCUCGCCCAACGCAAUAGGGGCGUAAGCAUAGUCGACAGGACCCCAAAUUUGUUGGAAGACUGGACACGACCGGGCUCUCAACAGACAAGUCGACUUCGAGAUACCUUGUGGACAGGACAGGCUAGACUGCUUCUCACCAUGUUUGCCUCUUUCAGUGGAGAUCCUGAGGUGAUGUCAAGGGCGAUUGCACAGAUUGGAGAAUUCAGCCUCGACUUUCGGAGACUAGCACCAUCCGUCAAACCCCGGAACUUUGGAAUGGACGGGGUUACCUGGCAGGACUGGGUCGAUAGGGAGUGUGUCAAAAGACUUUUGUAUGGACACAUUAUGCUCACGAAUUCUCUCGCUAUGACAUAUGGAAUGCCACCAAGCUACUCGAUCGUAUCAGACGGUAACAUCGAGAUGCCCGGCGACCAGAGUCUGUGGGACGCGACGAAUGCUUCUCAAUGGUACGACCUAGUCAAUGUGAAAGGCAGGUCGUCUUUGUUAUCAGUCCGCGACGCAGUGUCGACGAUAAUGUAUGGAAGUUUAUUACGCGGCGUGCCUGAGGAAUGCUGGAGUUGGUCACCCUUUGCGUGUACUGUGGUGAUUAAUGCUGUCUCGAUUCAAAUCUGGCAUGUAACUCAGGGGUCCUAUUUCUUCGACGAGUUGACAAGCAUUGGCCAAGGGCAAUCUCACGGGCCAGAGGACUCUCAAGUUCUGACACAGACAGAAGCAGCUCUGUCGAGAUGUCUGUCUCUGAUCACGCAAGCAAGAUCUGGCGAUGACUACACCUGGACAGAAGCCGAAGGUCCCUUGUUAUUCAACUGUCUGGCACUCCUGAGAGUGACCUACUGCCGAGCAUUUACUGGAAAUGGGCAUGCCGAUAGGAUGAUGUUGCUGAAAGACAAUCGUGAAGACAUCAUCACUUCCCUCGAGGAGUUUGUGGCGGUACCCCAAGAAAGAGAUGAAUUCACCAGCAGGGCAGUGGCUCGAGCAUUUGAAGGCAUGGUAAUUCCAUCAAAAGCUGGAACCCUCCUUCUCCGCAAAACCGCGGCGCUGAGUUGGUCGAUCGAGCAUGCUCUUGCUGGUUGGGAUGCUGCUUUACUCGUAACCAAAUGGGUACACAUGAUUGAAGUCGAGACCAUCCGCGGUAGAAGUCGAGUCCUGAGCGAGCGAGAGGAACAGCUAAUCCAGAACAUGGGCGAUAUACUUGCCGAAGACGACGGAAUCGAUCAAGCGACGAGUAUGGCAGCGAGACUAGCCGAGCAUUGGGCAAGCUUUUACGACGACACGUGGGUUUGGGGAGUUACACCGCGCAUAGGCUGGAUCUUGCGCGAGCUCUCCAACUGCUAUGAGAACGCGCUGCUCUCUAUAUAA
This is a messenger RNA of Exophiala bonariae, 2562 nucleotides long. RefSeq lists its product as uncharacterized. Gene Ontology annotation, molecular function: DNA-binding transcription factor activity, RNA polymerase II-specific; zinc ion binding; RNA polymerase II cis-regulatory region sequence-specific DNA binding. Gene Ontology annotation, biological process: DNA-templated transcription; regulation of transcription by RNA polymerase II. The record is from RefSeq and is a predicted model, not a curated record. Gene Ontology annotation, cellular component: chromatin. The coding region runs from base 1 to 2562 and encodes 853 amino acids. The transcript is spliced from 5 exons. Lineage: Eukaryota; Fungi; Ascomycota; Eurotiomycetes; Chaetothyriales; Herpotrichiellaceae.